GAACCUCCAUCAAAAGUUAAAACCUUAGAGAUCCAACCAUCCAAACACUCCAGACAUUCAUCAUCUGCUAGUUGCACUCUCGAUUCAUUCCUGCAGGUCCAAAAUGGCUCUUAGUAAGGGAGUGGAAAGACUUUAAAGUAGGGGUUUAUGUAGUUCGGAUCAUUUUUAUUGUUUAAUUGUUGGUGAGGAGGUAGUUUUGGUGGAAUGGUGAGCUUACCAUGGGAUAUUAUAUGAGACAUCCUUGUUCGGUUGCCUGUGAAGUGCAUCACACGUUUUAGGUGUGUAAACAAAGGUUGGUGCAAAUUAUUGAAAAACCCUGAGUUUCUGAUGACGCAGUAUAAGCAUGCUGUUGAGCUGAACAGAUUUAGUCUUAUGUUUCAUAGUCAAAAUGAUAUACAUACCUUUGGUUAUGAUCCAUCAUCGUCUACAUGUGAGAGCUCUGGUUAUGUAGAAUUCCCUGUUGGAUCUUAUAAAGGAAUUGAGUUUUUUGGAUAUUGUAAUGGCUUGGUUUUGUUAAGGCGUGUUAAUAUACUCUUCCUUUGGAACCCAUUGACUAACGAGUGUAUGAAGUUACCAAAUCCAGCAACUAGAUUGAAGGAUUACCUAAUGGUUGUUGAAGAAUAUGGAAUAGUUAUGAUCACCGGAUUGAGGAUUUCAAAGUUGUAUGUAUGGCGCAGGAUUUUCUUGAUAACUGGUGUGAGGUUCAGGUGUAUACUCUAAGAUCAAAUUCAUGGAGAAGACUUGAGGACAUCCAAUUUCGUAUGGAUAGUAUUAUCAGAAUACCUGAUAUGGCUCGUUUAGCUGUUAACGGAGGUCUUCACUGGAAAGCGUUUAAAGGGGAAAUGCGCACGGAAAUCAUUCUUCGCUUUGAUUUUGAGAAAGAAGAGUUCAAUCAGACACCGAUACCUGAUGUAGGCAAGCAUGAUUAUAGCCAAGUGUGUUUGUGUGUUUUUGGAGGAUCUCUUUGGUUUCUUAAUGAGUAUGGGUGUAGGCUUGAAUUCUGGGAGUUGAAGGACAAUGGGGUGGAGAAAUCAUUGAUCCGUCGUUUCACCUUUUGUAAAGAUAAAUUUGACGAUAUGGAAGAAUUGACUCCCUUGUGGUUGUUAGAGGACGGGAAGAUUUUGUUUGUGGUAAACGAUGACUAUGCUUCUUUGCGUUUUGUUUUGUAUGACCCAGAACAUGAGACAACUAGAACUUUGAAGACCUGCGAGGGUAUAACAGCUUCAUCUUUGCAUACUUGUUCUGUCUAUGUAGAGAGUCUAAUUUCACUUGACACUGGUACGCAUCUAGGGAAAGUGCAAUGGGACUGGUAUGCACCUAGGGCAAGUGCAAUGGGAUGAAGAACGAGGAGGACGGUGGAAGUGGCGCUGCAAUUGCUGGUACUAACAAUGAAGAAAAACAGGACAACUAGAGGGAAUGGUGCACUAAUUUUCUUUAGUAAAUUUUUUGCUCGUCUUGUCUUGUAUUACCGAUUGGUAGAUGCUAAUCAGACUGGGAUGUUCUUCUUGUUGAAACAUAUGUCGGAUAUUAUUUUGGUAGUUCUUAAUUUUUCUUUCUGUACUAGGGUAGCUUUCAGUGGAACUGAUAUUGCUGUGCACCAGCAAGUGUUUUU
This is a messenger RNA of Papaver somniferum (opium poppy), 1612 nucleotides long. Its product is annotated as F-box/kelch-repeat protein At3g06240-like. The record is from RefSeq and is a predicted model, not a curated record. The transcript is spliced from 3 exons. NCBI's taxonomy places the organism in Eukaryota, Viridiplantae, Streptophyta, Magnoliopsida, Ranunculales, Papaveraceae. The coding region runs from base 669 to 1340 and encodes 223 amino acids.